UGUGUGAACACUGGCCGAUCUGCUCGGCAAGGCAAUAACUUUUUGUUUAUUUGUGAAAACUCGGAAAAUGAGUGGAAAACCGUCGAAAUCGAACAGUGCCUCGAGCAGCAUGCUCUACGGCUCCAGUAUCUCGGCGGAGUCCAUGAAAGUGAUCGCGGAGAGCAUCGGUGUGGGCUCCCUUUCGGAUGACGCCGCCAAAGAGCUGGCGGAGGAUGUGUCCAUCAAGCUGAAGAGGAUUGUCCAGGACGCUGCCAAGUUCAUGCACCACGCGAAGAGGCAGAAGCUCUCAGUGCGGGACAUCGACAUGGCCCUUAAGGUACGCAAUGUGGAGCCGCAGUAUGGCUUCGUUUCCAAGGACUUCAUACCCUUCCGCUUCGCGUCCGGUGGAGGUCGGGAGCUGCAUUUCACCGAGGACAAGGAGAUUGACCUGAGUGAGAUCACCUCCAGCAACUCUGUUAAGAUUCCCCUGGACCUCACCCUGCGUUCCCACUGGUUUGUGGUGGAGGGAGUCCAACCCACUGUACCAGAAAACCCACCGCCGCUCUCGAAGGAUUCUCAGUUCCUGGACUCCGUCAAUCCAGUUAUUAAACUCGAUCAAGGUCUCAACAAAGAUGCGGCCGGCAAACCAACCACCGGCAAGAUCCACAAGCUUAAGAACGUGGAGACCAUUCAUGUCAAGCAGCUGGCCACGCACGAGUUGUCCGUGGAGCAGCAGUUGUACUACAAAGAAAUCACGGAGGCCUGCGUGGGAUCGGACGAACCGCGCCGCGGUGAGGCGCUGCAGUCACUGGGCUCCGAUCCAGGCCUGCACGAAAUGCUGCCCCGCAUGUGUACCUUCAUCGCCGAGGGUGUUAAGGUCAAUGUAGUGCAAAACAAUUUGGCGCUGCUCAUUUACCUCAUGCGAAUGGUGCGAGCGUUGCUGGAUAACCCAUCGCUGUUUCUCGAGAAAUACCUACACGAACUGAUACCCUCGGUGAUGACAUGUAUUGUGUCAAAGCAGCUGUGCAUGCGCCCUGAACUGGACAAUCACUGGGCCCUCCGAGAUUUUGCCUCUCGCCUGAUGGCGCAGAUCUGCAAGAACUUCAACACCCUGACCAACAAUCUGCAAACCCGUGUCACCCGAAUCUUCAGUAAGGCCUUGCAGAACGAUAAGACCCACCUAUCCUCGCUGUACGGCUCUAUAGCAGGACUCUCAGAGCUGGGAGGCGAAGUCAUCAAAGUUUUUAUUAUACCCCGCUUAAAGUUCAUAUCGGAGCGAAUUGAACCUCACCUGCUCGGUACCUCUAUGAGCAACACAGACAAGACGGCCGCCGGUCACAUUCGCGCCAUGCUGCAGAAGUGCUGUCCCCCGAUUCUCAAGCAAAUGCGCUCUGCACCAGACACGGCGGAGGACUACAAGAACGACUUUGGCUUUCUGGGACCAUCGCUGUGUCAGGCGGUGGUCAAAGUAAGAAAUGCGCCCGCCAGCAGCAUUGUGACCCUGUCGUCGAGCACCAUCAACACGGCACCCAUCACGAGUGCAGCCCAAACGGCAACCACCAUCGGGCGCGUGUCCAUGCCCAGCACACAAAGACAGGGAAGCCCUGGGGUGGGGGUGUCGGCCCUGCCUCAGAUAAGAGCCAUCCAGGCCAAUCAGCCGCCGCAAAAGUUUGUGAUAGUCACCCAGAACUCGCCGCAGCCGGGCCAGACAAAGGUGGUGCGGCGGGGCAGCUCCCCGCACAGCGUAGUCCUCUCCGCAGCCUCCAACGGGGCCAAUGCCUCCAACUCGAACUCAAAUUCGAGCGCCAGCGGAAGCGGGAACGGCGGCAGCCUGCUUUCGGCCGCACAGCGGAGCAGCGAGAAUGUGUGUAGCACCCUAGAUGCCAACUCACUGAUCAUUGAGACGGAGAUCGUACGCGCACCACCCGAGCUGGACGAUCUCUCGCAUCUGGAGUAGCCAGCUUAGUUCGUAGUCUACAUAAUCAUUUUGUAUGCAAUAAAACAAAGGAAGUAGGAACCUA
Messenger RNA from Drosophila subpulchrella, 2000 nucleotides. It is a transcript of the gene Taf6, whose product is annotated as transcription initiation factor TFIID subunit 6. NCBI's taxonomy places the organism in Eukaryota, Metazoa, Arthropoda, Insecta, Diptera, Drosophilidae. The coding region runs from base 68 to 1936 and encodes 622 amino acids. The record is from RefSeq and is a predicted model, not a curated record. Gene Ontology annotation, cellular component: SAGA complex; transcription factor TFIID complex; SLIK (SAGA-like) complex. Gene Ontology annotation, biological process: RNA polymerase II preinitiation complex assembly; transcription initiation at RNA polymerase II promoter. Gene Ontology annotation, molecular function: transcription coactivator activity; RNA polymerase II general transcription initiation factor activity; protein heterodimerization activity. The transcript is spliced from 5 exons.